AUGGUGGUGGUCUCCUCAUCUGUGGCCUGCACAGGGACACCCCAGUCUUGGGAGGAAGGCUGCUCUGAGAGGGACCCGGCAUCGAACGGGUUGAAACGCAGGAUUCUGCGCGUCCAGCUGCAACCCGCAAAGCCGGACCAGAAGAUCCCCGCGCUGGUCCGCGAAAGCUCCGCCGAGUCUCUGCUGCGCUUGGGGCAGCCGGCCCUGAAUCCGCACCCCAGGAAUCGGGGGAAGCUAACGUCCAGGGUCCCUCGUGAUCCCCGACCGCGGCUGGGCCAGGGGCUUCCUGCCCUCGCCAGCCGCGCCCGCGCCCACCGCGGAGCCCCGAAGGCGGUGCCGGCCAGCAGCGUCUCCGAGGGACCCUCCAGGCAGGGCAGGGGGGCCGACUCUGCCGGCAGGGGGGAGGCGGGGCGGGGCGGGGGGUCCCCGGGCUGCCUGCAGAGCUCACGCCGGCUGCGGAGGAUGGGACCAGAGGUCCGCCCAGGGCCGGGGGGGGCGAGGCCGGUUUGGGGAGGGGGCAGCGGGGGCUUUAAGCAGACCCCCGGAGUGCUCCUCGCCGGAGGGGAGGGACGGGGAAGCCGGGCUCGGCUCCGAGGGAGGGCCCUUUUGGGGACCGGGGGCCACGCUCGGAAAGGCGCCGCGGAACGAGGCUCCUCCCGGCCUGCUUUCCAGGGUUGUUGUUGGGGCCUUCAAUCCGCGGGUCCGGACCGGCUGCGGGGGACGGACCUUGCCGCGGGUCACUCUGGCGGCGGAGCCCCGGGCAGGGGGCUGCUCGGGAGCGCGCGGAAGGAAGCCGAGGGCUCCAUGGAUUGCCCCAACCUGGACUUUGAGUAUGGAGAUGCUGACAGCCAUGCUGCUGAACUGGCAGAACUGUACAGCUACACCGAGGGAGCUGAGUUCACCCUCAACAAGAAGUGUUUUGAGGAGGAUUUCCAAAUUCAAGCAAAGAGCAAGCGGUGGUCGGAGCUGGACCUGACUCAGCAGAAGACCUACGUGAUGCAGUUACUGGACGGGUUGGAGGUGGUCAGCCGGGACCGAAGGCUGAAAGUGGCUCGCGCCAUUCUCUACUUGGCGCAAGGUGUCUUUGGAGAAUGUGACAUGGAAGCCGAUGCGCUCUACUGGGCUCGGCACAACAGCUUCUUGUUGUACCAAAUGGGGACCUUCACAGCGUUUCUGGAACUGCUCAACAUGGAAAUGGCCAACAGCGAGGCACGCAGCAGUGCCCUGAGGAAGCCGGCUAUCUCUCUAGCUGAUAGCACCGAACUCAGGGUGAUAUUGAGUGUCAUGUACCUGAUGGUGGAAAACGUCCGGGUGGAAAUGGAGACCGACUCACCGAAGUGGGCAGCGUCCCGAGAGAUGUUCAGGGCGGAGCUUAGUCAUCCAAUCCACAGUGAAGAACCACUUGGGCUCUUGCUGUUCACUAUGGUGACCAAAUUCUGCAGUGAGCAUUCUCCCCACUUCCCCAUGAAGAAGGUCCUACUUUUGCUCUGGAAAGUCCUUGUGUUCACUCUGGGCGGCUUUGAGACCCUCCAAGCAAUGAAGGUGAAGAAGCGCCAGGCGCUGGGCCUGCCCCCCUUGCCAGAAGACAGCAUCCAGGUCAUGCGGAACAUGCGGGCGGCUUCUCCUCCGGCCCUCACCACCGAGUUCGUUGAGCAGCAGCAGCAGCAGCAGCAGCAGCAGCAGCAGCAGAAACGGGCGCAUCGGAGUAGGAGGCCUCUGAUGAAGCAAGACAGCCUAGAUAUUUACAAUGAGAAGGACCCCUUCAAGAACGAUGAGGCUGUGGUGGAUGAGGAGGAGGCCGACGACCUUGACGGUGGGAUUGAAGGGGAGCUGGACCUCUUGGAAAGGGGCACAGUCAUCCAGGCCGUCUCUGUUCCAUGCCCACCUGUUGAGAGGGUCUCCUUCCCAAAGGGCCUUCCGUGGGCCCCCAAAGUCAGACAGAAGGACAUAGAGCAUUUCCUGGAGGCGAGCAGGAACAAAUUCAUUGGAUUCACACUUGGGCAAGACACAGAUACCUUAGCAGGCUUACCGUGCCCGAUACAGGAAAGUGUGAAGACUCUAAAAGAGCACAAAUAUGUCUCAGUCUCCGAAGUGCAGAUCAGGAAUGAGGAAGAAAUGGAAAAGUGUCCCAUAUCUUUGGGGGAAGAGCAAGUGCAGGAGACGCCCUGUGAAAUACUCUACCGGGCAAUGUUGUAUAACUUGCCACAGUACAUGAUAGCUCUGCUAAAGAUCCUGCUGGCGGCGGCCCCAACCUCAAAAGCCAAGACUGACUCCAUCAACAUCCUGGCCGAUGUGUUACCUGAGGAAAUGCCUGUCACUGUCCUCCAGAGCAUGAAGCUGGGGAUUGAUGUCAACAGGCACAAAGAAAUCAUUGUUAAGAGCAUCUCUGCCUUGCUGCUGCUGCUCCUGAAGCAUUUCAAGCUGAAUCACAUUUAUCAGUUUGAGUAUGUCUCACAGCAUCUGGUCUUUGCCAACUGCAUCCCGUUGAUACUGAAGUUCUUCAACCAGAAUAUCAUGUCCUACAUCACCACCAAAAACAGCGUAUCUGCCUUGGAUUAUCCCGCCAGCACCAUCCAUGCGUUACCAGAACUAAGUGCUGAAAGCCUUGAGGCAGGAGCCAACAACCAGUUCUGUUGGAGAAAUCUCUUCUCUUGCAUCAAUCUUCUGAGGAUUCUCAACAAACUGACCAAAUGGAAACAUUCUAGGACAAUGAUGCUUGUGGUCUUUAAGUCUGCUCCCAUCCUGAAACGUGCUUUGAAGGUGAAGCAAGCUAUGAUGCAGCUCUACGUCCUGAAGUUGCUGAAGAUCCAGACCAAGUAUCUUGGACGCCAGUGGCGGAAGAGCAACAUGAAAACCAUGUCCGCCAUCUACCAGAAAGUGCGUCACCGCAUGAAUGACGAUUGGGCGUAUGGCAAUGAUAUUGAUGCUCGACCCUGGGACUUCCAAGCAGAAGAAUGCAGUUUACGAGCCCAUAUCGAAGCCUUUAAUAGCCGGAGGUAUGAUAAGCUGCAGGACCCUGAAUUUUCCCCAGUAGACAACUGUCUUCAGAGCGUGUUGGGACAGCAGCUAGAACUUCCUGAAGAUUUCUGUUACUCGUAUGAACUAUGGCUAGAGAGAGAAGUGUUUUCCCAGCCCAUUCACUGGGAAGAACUGUUGUGUUAUCAGUGAGGGCGCUGGGAACAGGACUUGAACUCAGUGUUUCAGACAAUA
Messenger RNA from Candoia aspera, 3210 nucleotides. RefSeq names its product striatin interacting protein 2 (gene STRIP2). Gene Ontology annotation, biological process: cytoskeleton organization. The transcript has 23 exons. The record is from RefSeq and is a predicted model, not a curated record. Gene Ontology annotation, cellular component: cytosol. Lineage: Eukaryota; Metazoa; Chordata; Lepidosauria; Squamata; Candoiidae. Bases 1 to 3168 code for a protein of 1055 amino acids.